Aspergillus calidoustus is the source of this 1647-nucleotide messenger RNA. NCBI's taxonomy places the organism in Eukaryota, Fungi, Ascomycota, Eurotiomycetes, Eurotiales, Aspergillaceae. The record is from the annotation of a GenBank genome assembly.
AUGUACAACAACCCUAUUAUCCCCGGCUUCAACCCGGACCCCUCGAUAAUUCGCGUCGGCAACGACUUCUUCCUCGUUACGUCGACCUUCGAAUACACUCCCGGCGCACCUAUAUACCACAGCACAGACCUAAUCAAAUGGAACCUGAUCGGCCACGCCCUGACGCGCCCUAGUCAAUUACAGAUCCAGACCCCGGAGCCCGGCGGUGGAAUCUGGGCAACGACAAUCCGCUACCAUGAGGGCGUGUAUUAUAUCCUCGCCGCAAGCUUUACACGGUAUCGCCCGCAGGACGACGAUAGGGUCUGGCCGCGGGGAUUCUAUGUCAGCACGACGGAUAUCUGGGAUGAGAGCUCGUGGUCAGACCCCGUGUGGUUCGACCAGGUCGGGUUCGAUCAAGAUCUCUUUUGGGACGACGACGGCACAGUCUAUCUCUCAAGCACAUACCGCAAAUCUCCCCGAACGCCCGGUACCCCAAUCAAAGAUUUCGCAAUCCACAUCUCAACCGUCGACCUAGCCACGGGCGCAGCGACCUCAGUCCCCAAAAUGAUCCGCGCCUCCCCAUCCGGCGUCUCGGAAGGCUCGCACAUCUUCAAACGCGGGAAGUACUACUACCUCUUCACCGCAGAGGGAGGCACCGAGAGCGGACACUGCGAGUGGGUGUGUCGGUCUGAAGUCUCCCCUUUUGGACCGUGGGAGGUUGGCCCAGCCAAUCCGCUCUGGAGGAACGGGGUUGUCGACGAGAUCCAGAAUACGGGACAUGCGGAUCUAGUGGAAGAUGCAGAGGGGCGCUGGUGGGCAGUUUUUCUUGGUGUCAGGCCUGUGAAGAGGGGAAAUGGGUGGGAGGAGAGUGUCUUCGGAAGAGAAUCCUUCCUCGUCCCCAUGGAAUGGACCGCAGAAGGCUGGCCCGUCAUCAACUCUGGCGAGAAAAUCACCCUACAAAACAGCACCCCCUCUCUCCUUUACCAAUACAACCCACCAGUGGCCUGGAAGGACACCUUCACCACCCCCAAACUACAAAUAGGCUGGUACCGCAAAAACACCCCGCUGAAAAAGGACUACACCUACCUCCCCGAAAACGGCAUCCUCCGUCUGCACGGAAGCCCCUACACACUUUCGACACCGGCGUGCCCGACCAUGUUCCUUCGGAAGCAGACGCAUAGGUUCUGCGUCUGGGAAACGAGACUGGCGUUUGAACCGAAUUCAACGAAUACCGAGGCCGGUACGGUUGUCUAUCUGAACUAUUUCACGUACGCCAGUAUCGGGGUGCGGUUGGCUUCUGAGACCGCCGAAGGGGGCAAUAAGGGCAAGAGGAUAAUCCGUUUCACGCCCAGUAACCUCGGCCCCACGCACGAGGCCAUCGAUACCCCGCUAUCCAGCUCUACGAGUGACGUGAUACUGCGCGUUGAAUGUGGGGAUGAGUACCGGUUCGGGUUCCGCGAGGUCGAGGCUGGCACCAGUAACAGCGGAGACGAUGGGGGCGAGGUACAGUGGAUUCAGGAAGUGGGUAACAAGAGCCUCGUCGAGGCACCGCUGCCCGUUGGCGCGCCGUUUACGGGGAUGAUGCUGGGAUUGUAUUCGUUUGGGGACCGCGAGGCGGUGCUUGUUCCGGCGGAUUUCAGGUAUGCUGAGUUUAAGGACAGGCAGUAG